Messenger RNA from Haemonchus placei, 339 nucleotides. The record is from the annotation of a GenBank genome assembly. Lineage: Eukaryota; Metazoa; Nematoda; Chromadorea; Rhabditida; Trichostrongylidae.
AUGAUGUUCAAGUUCUUCUUGGUUUGUGCUCUAAUGUCAACAGUACUCUCACUAGGACUUGGUCGAACCCAGUCAUCGGGUGUGAGAGGUCGUCUAAUAUGCGAUGGGAAGCCGGCAGCAGGAGUUACUGUGAAGCUUUACGACGACGAUCGAGGCGUUGAUGCUGACGAUCUGAUGGCUGCCGGGAAGACAAACGCUCAAGGCGAGUUCGAAUUGCGAGGCUACACAGAAGAGUUCACUCCCAUCGAUCCGAAACUUAACAUUUAUCACGAUUGCAACGACCUCAAGGUGCUGGUUGGGAACAUUCACAUUCUUUUCACGUUCCAUUUUGGAUCAUGA